AUGAGGCCGUGUGCCAACUGCGCCAGGUCCGGCGAGCAGUGCAGCGAGGCGGCGCCGUCCUACCACUACCAUCCCCGUCCAAGCUCACCAGCAAUCGGGCUCCUCGCGACCUUUGCCCGUUCAGACGAGGACAGCAACCUCUCACCACUCACCUUUCAGGAUGGCUCUGCCACAGCUACUACUCGCCGGCCCGUCAGCCAACAUGGAGCAGAGGGAAGCGUAGACAGGCCAACAGAGGAAACCCUCUUCAACGUCUAUCACGACAAAGUCCACUGCCGCUACCCCUUCCUCCGCCUCGAUGACUUCCGCGACCCCGUCAAGCGCCCCAGCGGCGUCUGGGCGUCCUACUUUGUGAACAUGAUCAUCUCCAUUGGCCUGCUUCUCGACAAGUCUCCCACUACCAGCGACGGGACCUCCGUUCGCCAUCACCACAGCCACCAGUCCUUCUACCGCACCGCCGUUACAAAGUACCUCUCCCAUGUCUUCGCGCAGCCGGACCGUCUCCUGCACAUCCAGGCGUACCUCCUCCUCGCCAUGCACGCAAUCUACUCCCCGUCCACGGAGCGCAUCAUCUCCAUCGCCUCGGCGACGAUGCGCUACUGCGUCAUGGCCCAGCUGCACCGCGCCGACGCCGAGCCGCCGCCGCUCUCCGUCGCCGCGAAAAUUGACACACAGAUGCGCCGCCGCGUCUUCUGGUCCGCCUACACCCUCGACCGCGCCGUCGGCACCAUGUUCGACCUCCCCUUCUCGGUCCCGGACUACCAGAUCACCGUCAAGAUGUACGCCAACGUCGACGACGCCGACCUCGCCGCGCGCUGCGCUGCGUCCUUCCCCGCGGACCCGGACACCGGCCGCCGGCUGACCGGCGUGUCUGCGGCGCUGCACGUCGUCUACUGCCGCCAGAUCCAGUCCGAGAUCCUCAACACGACGCUGCACCGCGACUUCGACACGCGCUUCGACCGCGCCUCCCACUGGCGCCUGCACGUGCUCGAGAAGCUCGACCGCUGGCGCGCGCUGUGCCACCGCUACUCCGACACGUCCUCGCCGCUGCGCAACUUCACCAGCUCGGAGUGGCUGCACAUGAUCUACAGUUAUAGUCUGGCGAUGCUGUACCAGCCCACCAAAGCAACGGCCGCCGGCCCCGCGGGCGACUGGACGGUGAAAUCGUGCGUGCAGGCGUGCCUCAUCUUCCGGCGGUUCCAGCGCGAGACGCCCAUCACGGAGCUGUGGCUCGGGCUCGUCGCGCAGUUCAAGUGCGGCGUCGCGCUGCUGUACUGCUUCUUCGCGACGCCGCCGCACCUGCGGACCGCGGCGUACGAGCUGCCUGAUGCGUCGGAGGCGGUGCGGGCGUGUAGCAUCGUGCUGUCCAUCCUGGCGGAGCGGUGGCCGCAGUCCAAGUGUCUCCGGGAUGCGUUCGAUACCCUUGCGAGGGAGGUUCCGCUGUUCGAGCCAAAGCUAGCAGAUGCCGCCGCCCCGCGGAAGAUGAGGCGGGAGUCGGCGGAUGCGCUGAUGGCGGCGAUGCCGCAGCUCGAGGUGAUUGUCGUGCACCGCAACACGCUGCGCAUGAUCCGGGAGAUGGCGCAGGAGGAGUUCCCGCGUCCGCCGCCGGAUGCUGCCGCGCAGCAGCAGAAGUCGCUGAGCGAGAUUGAUGUGCUUGCUGAGGCGACGGCUCACCUUGCUGAAGAGGACUCGCCGUCGUGGCGGACGAGUAUUACGGGUGACAUAUUCCAGCCCAUCACGCCGCACUUUUUCCAGGCGAAUGUGCCCCUUGAUGCGGACAGUUUUGAUUAUACCGCGCUGGGGUUCCCUGGGGAAUUUGACUUGCUAGAUAGAUGA
Molecule: messenger RNA, 1836 nt
Organism: Colletotrichum chrysophilum
Lineage: Eukaryota; Fungi; Ascomycota; Sordariomycetes; Glomerellales; Glomerellaceae
Exons: 3
Coding region: 1-1836 (611 amino acids)
Biological process (GO): DNA-templated transcription; positive regulation of transcription by RNA polymerase II
Molecular function (GO): zinc ion binding; DNA-binding transcription factor activity, RNA polymerase II-specific; sequence-specific DNA binding
Source: RefSeq, a predicted model, not a curated record